AAGGUGCAAAGUUUGGUCCAGGCUAGAGAAAUGACUGAUCAAAGCCAGGCGAUACUUCCUGUUGCCCCACGCUAUAUAUAACGUGAUGAGGGCACGGGCUGCAGACUCGCACGGGAACGCUCGCCCCACCGCCGCCGCCGCCGCCGCCGAGCGCCUGAGGUUUCCCGGGGACCACAAUGAACAAGCUGCUGUGCUGCGCGCUCGUGUUCCUGGACAUCUCCAUUAAAUGGACUACCCAGGAAACCUUUCCUCCAAAGUACCUUCAUUAUGACCCAGAAACUUCACGUCAGCUGAUGUGUGACAAAUGUCCUCCUGGCACCUACCUGAAGCAGCACUGUACAACAAGGUGGAAGACUGUGUGUGUCCCCUGCCCUGACCAUUACUACACCGACAGCUGGCACACCAGUGAUGAGUGUCUAUACUGCACCCCAGUGUGUAAGGAGCUGCAGUAUGUCAAGCAGGAGUGUAAUCGCACCCACAACCGAGUGUGCGAAUGCCAGGAAGGGCGCUACCUCGAGGUAGAAUUCUGCAUGAAGCACAGAAGCUGCCCCCCCGGAUUUGGAGUGGUACAAGCUGGAACCCCGGAGCGAAAUACAGUUUGCAGACGAUGUCCAGAUGGGUUCUUCUCAAAUGAGACAUCAUCUAAAGCACCCUGUAGAAAACAUACAAAUUGCAGUGUAUUUGGUCUCCCACUCAUUCGGAAAGGCAAUGCAACGCAUGACAAUGUAUGUUCUGGAAACAGUGAAUCAACUCAGAAAUGUGGAAUAGAUGUCACCCUGUGUGAGGAGGCAUUCUUCAGAUUUGCUGUUCCUACAAAGUUUACACCUAAUUGGCUUGGUGUCCUGGUGGACAAUUUGCCUGGCACCAAAGUCAAUGCAGAAAGUGUGGAGAGGAUAAAGCGACGACACAGCUCACAAGAGCAAACUUUCCAGCUGCUGAAGUUAUGGAAACAUCAAAACAAAGACCAUGAUAUGGUCAAGAAGAUCAUCCAAGAUAUUGACCUCUGUGAAAACAGCGUGCAGCGGCACAUCGGGCAUACAAACCUCAGCUUUGAGCAGCUACUCAGCUUGAUGGAAAGCUUACCAGGAAAGAAAGUGGGAACAGAAGAUAUUGAAAAGACAAUGAAGGCAUGCAAAUCAAAUGAGCAGAUCCCGAAGCUGCUCAGCCUGUGGAGAAUAAAAAAUGGUGACCAAGACACCUUGAAGGGCUUAAUGCAUUCGCUAAAGCACUUGAAAACCUAUCACUUCCCCAAAACUGUCACUCAGAGUCUGAAGAAGACCAUCAGGUUCCUUCACAGCUUCACAAUGUACAGAUUAUAUCAGAAACUAUUUUUAGAAAUGAUAGGAAACCAAGUGCAAUCAGUAAAAAUAAGCUGCUUAUAACUGGAAAGGGUCAUUGAGCUAUUUCCUCACAAUGGACCAGAUCCGAUGGAGGAGUAAACUGUUUCUCAGGCACUUGAGGGGGGGUAGUAAAUUCUCUCUCAUCAUCAAUGACUAAUUUUGCCACAGUGCACUAAAAGAAAGUAUGAUGUGGAGAAAGAACAUCUCCCCAAAAGUUUGAUAAAUUCCAAAUAGUUUAUCCAACUGUCAUAUCUGGUCUAGUAUCUACUGAUUAUAUUUUCCCUGUUACUGCUUGCAGUAAUUCAACUGGAAAUAACAACAACAAUAAUAAUACAAACUAGACAUCAUUGUGCCUUACUAAAUAUGGGAAUGUCUAACUUAAAUAGCUUUGAUAUGUCAGCUGUGCUAGAGGCUUUUAUUAGAAAGCCAUGUAUUUUUUCUGUAAAAGUUACUAAUAUAUCUGUAACACUAUUACAGUAUUGCUAUUUAUAUUCAUUCAGAUAUAAGAUUUGUACAUAUUAUCAUUCUUAAGGGAAAUGGUGUAAGACUUAAUUUUAGAAAGACGAAAAAUAUGUUCUGUUUAUUAUUAUGACAAAUGAAAGAGAUAAAAUAUAUUUUUUAAUGGAAAGUUUGUAGGAUUUUUCUUAUAGGUACUGCCAUUAUUCCUGUGUGGCGUGUUUUUAUAAUAUAAUUUUAUCUGUAUAAGCUGUAAUAACAUUUUAUAUAAAAUGCAUUAUUUAGUCAAUUGUUUUAAUGUUGGAAAUGUAUGAAGUAUAAAUUAUCUGAAUACUAGAUGCUCUGAGAAAUUGAAUGUACCUUAUUUAAAAGAUUUUAUUGUUUUACUAUAUUAACAUCAUUAAAGUUUUCAAAUUAUUUUUCA
Molecule: messenger RNA, 2220 nt
Organism: Tupaia belangeri chinensis (Chinese tree shrew)
Lineage: Eukaryota; Metazoa; Chordata; Mammalia; Scandentia; Tupaiidae
Gene: TNFRSF11B
Product: TNF receptor superfamily member 11b
Exons: 5
Coding region: 177-1382 (401 amino acids)
Molecular function (GO): protein binding
Source: RefSeq, a predicted model, not a curated record